Tripterygium wilfordii is the source of this 589-nucleotide messenger RNA. Its product is annotated as protein transport protein Sec61 subunit gamma. Gene Ontology annotation, biological process: post-translational protein targeting to membrane, translocation; protein targeting. Gene Ontology annotation, molecular function: transmembrane protein transporter activity. Gene Ontology annotation, cellular component: Ssh1 translocon complex; membrane. The coding region runs from base 139 to 348 and encodes 69 amino acids. The transcript has 3 exons. NCBI's taxonomy places the organism in Eukaryota, Viridiplantae, Streptophyta, Magnoliopsida, Celastrales, Celastraceae. The record is from RefSeq and is a predicted model, not a curated record.
UACUCGUACUCUCGAACUCUUCAGUCUUCACCCAACAACGCGUUACUGGCCUUCUCCCUUCACCCGCGUCUCUCUCUCCCUGGAAAUCCCAAUUUACUUCUAAUUUGUCAGAUCUAAAGGCUUCCGAGUUCCGACGACAUGGACGCCAUAGACUCCGUUGUCGAUCCGCUCAGAGAGUUCGCUAAGGACAGCGUUCGCCUUGUCAAGAGGUGCCACAAGCCUGAUCGUAAAGAAUUUUCGAAGGUUGCGAUCCGUACGGCGAUCGGUUUUGUGGUGAUGGGAUUCGUGGGGUUCUUCGUCAAGCUUAUCUUCAUUCCCAUCAACAACAUCAUUGUUGGAUCUGCUUAGGUCACCUAGAGGAUUAAGGAUGCUGGUAGUGGAUCAACACAGUUGGAAGAGUGCAAAUUGUGCUUAAAGGAUUUCUUAGCAUUUAGAUUGUUUAAGAGUCUUUAGACUUUUUUCUUAAUUGAUACGCAAGUUAAAUAUGAUACUUGAGAUUUUGAACUUUUUUGUUGUCCCUCGAGGCUCUUCUCCUUAAUUGUGAUUGGAUUUACAGAUUACAAUAUCGUUUGAGAUAUUUCCCCCCGGA